UAGCAACAUUAGCUUCAGUUAGCUUGAUAAGCUCAUCGCAUAAACAAGUAACGGCGAGCAGGCUCCUUCAUGGACCGGAGCCCCCGCUGACUCUCCGCGCUGCCUAGCUGCGAACAUGGCGGCCAACCCUCCUCCGGGACCAGGCUUCCCGAACAAGGCCCGCGUCGCCAUCCUGGCGGAGCUGGACAAGGAGAAGAGGCGGCUGCUGCAGAGCGGCUCCAUGAACAGCCCCGGAGCCAACAUCGCGCUGUCGUCCCGGCCGAGCCUGAAGGACGCGAGGGACAGCGCCGAGCAGCAGCACAUCGCCGCCCAGCAGAAGGCGGCCCUGCAGCACGCACACGGACACUCGUCCGGCUUCUUCAUCACUCAGGACUCCUCGUUCGGGAACCUCAUCCUCCCGGUGCUCCCCCGCCUGGAUCCCGAAACCUGACUCUCCAUCGUCCCGACAAACACUGACCCGACCCGGGCCUCUUGGACCAUGGGGGGGAAACCUCCCUUUGUUUUGUUACUCUUUUAUACGAUGUGUGUCCUGUGUGUGAUUUAGUGUGAUUAAAACGAGGCUU
Messenger RNA from Limanda limanda (common dab), 563 nucleotides. Its product is annotated as SOSS complex subunit C-like. Gene Ontology annotation, cellular component: SOSS complex; nucleus; nucleoplasm. The transcript has a single exon. Gene Ontology annotation, biological process: DNA repair. The record is from RefSeq and is a predicted model, not a curated record. Lineage: Eukaryota; Metazoa; Chordata; Actinopteri; Pleuronectiformes; Pleuronectidae. Bases 116 to 430 code for a protein of 104 amino acids.